AUGCCCGGAGCUGCAGAGGAGAAUUCCUCCAGAAUCUCUUACCAUGGCAUGUUCCGGAUGUAUCUAGACUCACCCAACCACAGGGGACGUGAGAACCAGGGUUUGCCAAAGCAGGCAGCUAGCACCAGACACUCUAAGGAGCAGGGGGCACGAAGGCUGGCAAGGGAUCUGAGACCCAGGUCCCCCCAUUGCAGCCCAGUAACUGGAGUUCAGCCGGAGCUGCCCUUUGCCUCUUCGAUUCUAGAAGGGUAUCAAGCGAUGAAUCGGGCAAUCCAUAGAGAGAGCGACGCUUGUCUCCCUUGCCCUGGACGGCCCAUUCCACAAGAACUGAUCUGCAAGUGGACUGACCGCAAAGGACACCACUCCAGGCAGGCUUGCUCCAGAAUAUUCAGCACCAUGUAUGAGCUAGUUCACCAUGUCACCAUGGAGCACGUCGGAGGACCAGAGCAGACCAACCAUAUUUGUGACUGGGAGGGCUGCGCUAGGGAGAAAAAACCCUUUAAAGCCAAAUACAAACUCAUAAACCACAUCCGAGUGCACACAGGGGAAAAGCCGUUUCUCUGCCCGUUUCCUGGGUGUGAGAAAGUGUUUGCAAGAGCUGAAAACCUGAAGAUACAUAAAAGAAUCCACACAGGAGAGAAGCCGUUCGUGUGUGAAUUCGCUGGGUGUGACAGGAGGUUUGCCAACAGCAGUGACAAGAAGAAGCACACCCACGUGCACUCCAGCGACAAGCCGUAUCGCUGCAAAGUCAAAGGGUGCGAGAAAUCCUACACCCACCCCAGCUCCCUGCGCAAACACCUGAAAACGCACCGCAGCCUCGAGCCAGCCCUCUCCACCGCCACCACCAAGCCCACGGGGGCGCAGGAGCCGGGGGCUGGCGCCUGCCAGUCAUUGGCCAGCCUUGCCGCUUGUCUAGCCAGGUUUGGCCUCCUAGCUUAA
Messenger RNA from Terrapene triunguis (Three-toed box turtle), 939 nucleotides. Its product is annotated as zinc finger protein ZIC 4-like. The record is from RefSeq and is a predicted model, not a curated record. Gene Ontology annotation, molecular function: RNA polymerase II cis-regulatory region sequence-specific DNA binding; DNA-binding transcription factor activity, RNA polymerase II-specific. Bases 1 to 939 code for a protein of 312 amino acids. Gene Ontology annotation, cellular component: nucleus. NCBI's taxonomy places the organism in Eukaryota, Metazoa, Chordata, Testudines, Emydidae. Gene Ontology annotation, biological process: regulation of transcription by RNA polymerase II; central nervous system development. The transcript is spliced from 3 exons.